CAAGAGAGGAAAAGCAAGCCACACUCGGGUUUUUCCGCGAAAAGCCACGAAGUGCAAACUCGUUCUACUGUAACUGUACUGAAGCUCCACCAUUGGCUCCAACUGUCCGUCCGCCGGGGAAAGGAGGUGGUCGAGGAGGAGGGGUGUGUGGAUUUGCUGAAUGACGGCUCGGUGUGUGUUGACACUUGAGAACCGCUACAGCCUACGGGACAUGCACAGGCCUACCUACGUUACAUGUCCACCUUGUAAAGAUAAGAAGAAGCGUCUAAUUCUUGCAUUUAACAUCGGGAAAUGUUGAUGAUAGCGCGGGAACUGCGCGACGGGGCUACACGGAGUCGAGGCGGAGCGGACGUUUUCGCAGGUUGAUGAUCCUCUUUCGGCACCGAGGAGAAGAGCCAACACAAGUAAAUACAUGGUGUUAGUCUUUAUAGGCGGUUAGGCAGGCUUGCAUUAAAAGGAAGGAUAGGCGGUGCGAGCUAAUUCCUGGAAAUAUAGACCUCCGGCCAGAAUGACACACGCUAUGUUUGCAGGUUGGAGUUUAUUCGCUGAAGUUGGGGCUGCGAGCAGCGUGUAGGAAGCUUGUGUGCCAGGAAAAACACCAUCCGUCUUUCACGUUUGACAGAUAACCAAUCAAAGCUGUUAUUCAAAUCGGUGCUCUUAUGUCAGCGACCUAUAUCUCAUGCAUGUGCGCCAAAAGCCCACAGUAGCCUCUCCGCCAGAUCAGACAGCAUGGGGACCAACGGGCUAGACAACCAAGCGCAGCCGUCCGACGGAGAGUCACGGACGGAACAGCCGGCUCCAGGUCCUCAGAUGGAGCAGAGGGAUGCCCCUCAAGACCUAGACACGAGAAAGCAUGACCAGGCGGACGGCAGCGAGGGUAAAAUCGUGAAGGAGGACAGCAAUACGCAGCUGAUCGAGACCGGCUGCAAGCCACCCCUCACGCCGGGUUCCGACUUCGAGGCUAGGGUGCAGGUAGAGACGCCCGGCCACGGAGCUGGCUUCGUCCCACCCGAAGGUGGUUUCGCUGGCUGGCUGGUGGUUUUUGCUGCAACCUGGUGCAACGGGUCAAUCUUCGGAAUUCACAACUCCUUCGGGAUCCUGCACAUGAUGCUGGUGAAGGAGCACACAGACCCUGAAGACCAAACAUCCCAGUUCAAAGUGGCCUGGGUUGGGGCCCUGGCCAUGGGCAUGAUCUUCUUCUGUUCACCUGUGGUCAGCAUGUUCACAGACCACUUUGGCUGUAGGAAGACGGCUGUGAGUGGGGCGGCACUGGCUUUUAUAGGACUGCUCAGUACAUCGUUUGCAAAUUCCUUGAUCCUUCGUUACUUCACAUACGGCAUAUUGUUUGGCUGCGGCUCCUCCUUCACCUUCCAGCCCUCGUUGGUCAUCCUGGGCCACUACUUCCGCCAGCGCUUGGGUCUGGCCAAUGGUGUGGUGACGGCUGGUGCCAGCCUCUUCUCUAUGGGCCUUCCGGUGUUACUGAAAGAGGUGGUGGAACCUUUGGGCCUCAGCAGAACAUUCCAGAUCCUCAGCGUCUUCAUGCUGAUCCAGGCUCUGCUGGCGCUAAUGUUCAAGCCUCUGAUCCCUGCUGGGGGAGACAUGGGCCCCCAAGGAAUAGGCCCCGACCAUUCCGAAUCCCAAACUCAAGCUAAUGCUCAAGGUGGAGGCAGGUGGAGCAGGGCGAUAACCACCAUCAGGAAGUACUUCAAUUUGCGUGUGUUUCACAUCGUCACAUACCGAGUGUGGGCAUUUGGAGUGGCUACAGCUGUAUUGGGCUAUUUCGUGCCAUAUAUCCAUCUGAUUAAUUUUGUAAAAGAACAGUUCAAGGGCACUGAAAAGGAGUGGGUGCUCCUUGUUUGCAUAGGAGCAUCAUCAGGGGUGGGACGCCUCACUUUUGGAAAGAUCGGGGACCUCAUUCCUGGUCUACGGAAAGUCUACAUGCAGGUGGUCUCCUUCAUUGUUCUUGGCCUGAUGUCCAUGAUGAUUCCUCAGUGCUCGAUGUUCGCCGGGCUGGUGGUCGUGUGUGUGUUUCUGGGACUGUGUGAUGGAUGCUUCCUCACCAUGAUGGCUCCCAUAGCUUUUGAGCUUGUCGGGCCCAUGCAAGCCUCGCAGGCUAUAGGUUACCUUCUAGGCCUCAUGUCUAUCCCUAUGACUGCAGGUCCACCUAUCGCUGGUCUCCUGCAUGACUAUUUUGGGAAUUACACAGUGGCCUUCUCCCUGGCUGGUGUGCCUCCGAUGGUGGGGGGCGUGGUGCUGUUCUUUGUGCCCCUGAUCCACCACAGGCUCCAGCGAGGCCAGGCAUCACCAGAGGAGACCUCCACAACUGCCCACAUGUUGCCCAGCGCCCCACCGGCCGAGGAGCCCAAGAGCUGCUCUAAUGGAGACAUCCUCCCCGGCUAUACAGAUGUAGAGACACACAUCUGAUCGCAUCAUACAAAGGGAUUCAGCCCACCAGCACCUUUUCUCAUCCAUAAUCUGUCCUCCACCUAACCAGAAGUCUCAACUGUGGAUUUCCUGUUGGCUGAUCUUUAACCUGCAACCCUCCAAGACCCCCCUCUUUGGCUGUUUUCUUUCUUUUUUUUGUUUAAUGCGAAGAGAAGUUGACAAUGCUCUGGCGACAAGUCACGGAGUGGAUGAAAAGAGGGCACAUUAGCGUCGGAGGUGGAUAAAAGCAGAAAAGCACAACGUAGUCUAAUCUAGUCGUUGUAACACAUACCUCCAAGAGGAACUAAAUGAAGACUAAAAAGCUGUCUUUCUGAUUUUAUAGCAUUUAAUCGUGCUACCUUAGCUUUUGAAGCUGUAAAAAAGAUACACUUUUAUUUUUAGAUCUUCUGAGAAGAAGAGGUAUAUAAAAUAACAACUAGUGAAGGGAUAAAGUCAAAAUGUCUUUAUGUUGUACCUCAAACAUCUGAUUUCUUUUUAACACAAUGUGUUUUAUUUAGUAUGUGUAGCUAAAACAUGGUUAUAUCUUAAAUGAUUUGCAGCUUUGCUGUAUUCGGCUCUGCGCUUCUGUUUCUGUUUUCUGCUGUUACAGCUACAAGAGAAGCAUGCGUACUGGUUGUACAUGUCACAGGAGGUAACAGAUAUUUCUACAAGUAGAUGAGCCAGCAGAUACAAUCCACCUCAGCUCAGCUGCACAUGAGUUUUAGACCCUGGCGUCACUGUGUGUUCACACCCCGCUGUCUAAAACUUAAGCAAAAUUUCUUCACCAGUCUGCCUGCAAGGAGGACGUGUGUAAUUGUGGCAGCUGUUGAUUCCACUGAUUCAUAUGCAAUGAACCUUAGUGUUUUUGACCUGUUACCAGUUUUCAGUGUUGGGUCAGUGACUUUUCACCACCACAGUUAAUAGAGGGUAUUUCCUCCUGAGUCUGUAAAGCAUAAAUGUUUGCUUUUUUUCUCACCAAACUACAUUUUUUUUAGCAGGGUGCUACACAAAUCUGAAUUAACUGUGUCUGACACAGCUUUGAAAAAUAACUGACAACAGUUUUGUGCUUUAUAGGUGUGGAAAGAGUUGGAGUCAAGCAGUAGUUAUGGGAACUUAAUGGCUGUGAAAAACAUAGACUUUAUUCAACUUUGCAAAAGGCAUUUUGUUUGAAAGUGUAUGUGUGUGUGGUUGCCUAGUGAUCUUAGUAAAGACUAGUUUGAGUUUCACAUCCUUUCUGCCUGUUUAAAGGUUAUGAUGUGGCCUAAGGAUUGUUUACAAGAAGGUUAUGGUUGGGGUGUUGGUUUGGAUGGUUAGGGUUAAAGGUAGGGAUGAUGUCAGUGAUCUUCCUCACAAAGAUAGUCAUGCAUCCUGUGCGUGUGUGAAUCUGCAUUUAAUACUAGAGGCAUUUAUUUAAUAUGAAGCUAAGUUGGGGUCUGUUGAUGAAGAGGGGGCAGAGAUUAAAAACUGCCAAAUGGCCCAAGCCCUCAUCAGGCCGUCUCACAGAUAAUCCAGCCAGUUUGCUGCUUUAAUUUAGCAUCACUACGAUGACAUCACUAGUUGCUUUUGCAGAAAUGGAAAACAAGAGACAAAGUUGCAAUCUUGUUGAGAUAAAGUAUUCCCUCGGGAGGACAAUCUGUAGUGGUAACUACCACUUAGCAUUUUGGACCACUUACCUCUGCGCUUUUAGAUUGCAAGUGCUCCUGAACGACAGACUUCAGCGAACAGACGUGAAGUAGAGCUGCAAUAAUCAGCUGUUUGAGUUACACAAUUCUACGUGGUUCUAUGCAUAACUGAAUCACAAAGGGGGGAAUGCCGUGGCAUUCAGCUGGUGUUUCUUUGUUGGUUUCCCCUCCUUGCUUUCACUGCCAUUACUCAGUCCGCUCCUGCUUGACAACAGAUCGGAGCAUAAAAGCUGCACAAACCUCACUGCUGAGUGUAGUUUUUAUAUGGACAAAUGGUUCUGGAUAGGAAACAUACACCUGUACCUCAGUAAUUACACAAUCCUCAGCAAUCCAGUUGAACACUUCGACAUUCUCUAUUAUUUUAUAACGUUGCUGUUCUGUGUUGAGAUUUUUCUUUUUUUCUGUUACAGUCCGAGAGCCACAAAACUGCCAAAUGUCUGUUGUCAGUCAGUCUCGCUUCCUCCAAAACAGUUGGUGCGUAAACGUUUUUAACAGAUCUUCUGCCUUCGUAUCCGUUUACUCUGUUGUAUUCAGUCCUCAGCAUUCCCGCUCUUCCGACACAUUCACUGAUCGUUGUCACCGUGAGUUCUCUUCAUGAAAUUGUCUUCAGCUGAAGAAAUGCUGUUAUUUAACUGUCAGAUAUACUUAAUAAGAUGGAAUAAAGGAAUAUAAACAGUUUAUAUGCGCAGGUUGGGAAGCAAAAUCACACGUCUCUAGUUUGAGGUCUAAGGCUUUGUUAGAUUUUAUUGGCAGUGCAAACGGUUGUUUACAUAAUUUGCAGCUGCUGCUGGCCAAUAAAAAAAAAUAUGGUGGUAAUUAAAAAUGAUGGGUUUACACCAGCCAUAUAAACGAAUGGUUUAACAUGAUUUCAUCCCUCCAUGCAAAGCCUCUUUUACUUAACUAAAACAGUCACCAGCUGCCCAACAGAUUUUGUAAUUAAGUAUUAUAAAUGAUUUCAGGAGAUGCUUCUAGAAGUGCAAAUUCAGCGUCCUUAUAGAGUUGGUUUAUAUUUAUAUGAAGUGCAUCCACCCAUAUGUAAAUAUGAAAUGUAAUGAGGCAAAUUCUAUUAUAUAAACUAUCUUUUUUGUGUACACUGUCAAUUCCACUGCUGCUCAAACUAGGGGCCUGUGUCAUUUAUAUUCCACCACUGGUAAAAAAAAUUAGAUAAAGCUAAUGUCGCAACAUUAUGUCCUCUUCGGUGACCCCCCAGUUGUGAAAAGUGAUUUUUCUUUAUGCACCAAUUAUAUCUGUCCAAACAAAAUGUAAUAGAUUUCUUCUUUUUUUCAGUUUUUAGCAUGUCAUUGACUGUGAAGAUACAUUUUUUGCUUUUUUUCUUAAUUUUUAGUAUGUUGGCAUCAUGUUAAUGUUUUCCAAAUCACACUUUUGAAGACGAAAACAAGACAUUUGAGUCACAGCAGAAACCUAAAUUAUGAAAACUUGCCUGCCUUACAUUUACCUAUACACGUGAUCAAAAUUUGUUUCCAGAUUUGAGACCAGAAUUAAAAUCGUAACAUUUUCAAUUAUACCUGUGCUACUUUUCUACUGAUUAUCUUUGAUUUUCUAACCGCUUCGUCCAGUUUCUGGUCAGAAGCAGCUGAAUGCUUUUUAUUUUGUAACCUACUGUAGAUUAAGAUACAGAAAAAUGACAUAUAUUACUAUAAUUCUUUUAAAUGAAUCAUAAAUAAGUUUUUUUUGUGAUACUGCUGCAAAGAGAACUGUUGAGUUAGUUUGUGUGUCCGGUUCUGAAGGAAUACAUAAAGGCGAAACACCCAAAUGAAUGAAAAAUGAGACACAUGAGUACAUGUGUAUGGUUACAGGGUGUCUGCUAAACCAGUGUUUGGCUUAGCAAAGCCGUUUGAUCUAUGCAGCAUCACUGGGUUUGUGGUCCACUUUAUGAGACUGCAUUAAUUUCAUUCUGAUCAUGUCAGACUGUAAUAAUGAAUGCUUACUUGGACCACAAGUUGCAUUUGUCUCUGUAGCACUCAAAGCUGUAGCUGGUAGUAGUUCGGGAACCGCUAAACCUACAGUACAGCCCCUUAUACUUUACCUAAACUAUGUAUGUACUACUAACACUACUACUUGUUUUACUUAAUGUUUUCUUUUUAAAUACUUUGUAUUAUUAGAAGGCUUUGAGUUGUUGUCAGACUUGUCACUGUUUCCCAGAAAGCUUCACCUUUUUCUCCUGUGCUGCUUGUGACAUACACUAUGCAUGUAGCAGCUUCAAAGAGGCACAUUAAACUCUAAUGUACACGUGAAAAGGCAACGCUAGCAUGAUUCCCUAUGUGCUUUCUUGGUUGUUUCAAAACCCAUACAAAUACAGGUCAGAUGAACUAAAUGUGAUUAUACUGUGUCAUAUUUACUUGUUUUUUUUUUUCUGCUUGUUUGUUUUAUAGGUAAUUAAAAAAAAAGCAUAAUUUCUUCACCAUUUGCAGUAGCAAGCCUUGUUAUACCGGUGUGCAAUGUGUCAUUUUGCUGCUCUUCAGACCUCAAUCUCUGCUUACUGUGUAACAUCUAAAACAAACAGUAUGUGUUAAAGCAUAGCUGAGGGUCUCUAUUAUACGCUGAGUCAUGAUUUGCAGAUUACUAUGGAUCCCUUCCAGGAAGAACACAAUAUUACAGGUCGCACAUGCAUAAUGUAUAGACCUUUCCACGCUCCACAUGUUUUAUUCAGUGAUAUUUUUUUUUUAAAUGAUCUUAACUGUAGGCAUCAUGUUUCCACAUUUAUAAAUGUUCCAAUGUUUUUAGUAACUGUGUUUUUAAAUUUUGUGAAAAACUUAAUGGUCAAAAGUUUUGAGCACUCCCUCCAUUUUCCAGGUAUUUAUUGAGAUUAAGGCUGUUAAUGUCUAUUGACCGUAAAUGGUACAAAGGUAAGCAGUAAACUGCAACAAAAACAGAAUUAAGAAAAUAAUUUCCAGUAGCGGUGCAAUUCAACGUAGCUUUGAAAGUAGAUGCAAACAAUUUUUCUAGAGGCAGCCAAACAUCGAAAGGACCCAGAGGGCCAGCUUCAACAGGAACAUUCUGUGAUUUAAUUGUUAGGGUAUUAUUUACUUGGUCAUGAGGGAGUUCUUUAUCAUUAGUGAAAGCUGCAAAACAUGAAAAAAAUCAUUCAUGUCCUCCUUCACAUUUUCCAAAACCGUGCAGUGGGCCAGACUGGAGUCCUUGGCGUCCCUAUCCCUGCCCUUGAGCCUUAUAUUUGACCCUCCUGGUUUAGACACUAUUUGAUGUAAACAGCAGUAACUGGAAAAGUGGAGGUGUGCUAAAACUGUUGACUGAUUCUGUACGUUGUCUGGAUGGUUCUGCAGUGAUGCUCAGCUAAGACCUCCUCACAGUCUUACAUAUUUCAGUACAGGGAUCUGAUAAACCUUCCUUCUCUAACCUCCAGUAAGGUUCCUGCAGUUAAACCUCUAUGGCCUCUCGUCACUUCUUAAAGCUGCCACCUUUUGUCCGUCUGUUUCACACAAGCUGUACUUUUGCAAAAAAAGAAGCUUUUUUUUUUUUAAAUAUAUAUCUAUCUGUUUAAUUCCUUUUACAGAAUGAUCAAACAAGGCCAGUGUCAUCACAUGAUCUGAGAUUAAGUCAUGGUGCUAGAAAAAUGUAUGGAUUUUUUUUUGUCAUAAUUUUGAAUCUGUAUCAAAAAAGGCACAUUUUUUUUUCUAUUAAACCUAUAAUAAAGACAUAAUAUUGCA
Molecule: messenger RNA, 7792 nt
Organism: Haplochromis burtoni (Burton's mouthbrooder)
Lineage: Eukaryota; Metazoa; Chordata; Actinopteri; Cichliformes; Cichlidae
Gene: slc16a2
Product: solute carrier family 16 member 2
Exons: 7
Coding region: 730-2424 (564 amino acids)
Biological process (GO): transmembrane transport
Molecular function (GO): monocarboxylic acid transmembrane transporter activity; thyroid hormone transmembrane transporter activity
Source: RefSeq, a predicted model, not a curated record